Molecule: messenger RNA, 1356 nt
Organism: Halichondria panicea
Lineage: Eukaryota; Metazoa; Porifera; Demospongiae; Suberitida; Halichondriidae
Product: WSCD family member AAEL009094-like
Exons: 2
Coding region: 85-1239 (384 amino acids)
Molecular function (GO): sulfotransferase activity
Source: RefSeq, a predicted model, not a curated record
AAACACAUACCUUUGUAUCCAUACAGCUAGUAGCUCUAUAAACACAUUGAUUCCAGUCACCAUGAGUUAGUUAGUUUGUGUAGUAUGGCCUGUAAAGUGAAUGCCAUCACCUCAUACUUUACAGCUGUAGUAGUGCUAGCAAUUCUAAUCUUAGUCACUUAUAAUGUAGUCUUAUUAUCAAGUUACAAACAGACAAUAGUAACUCAAACACGGAUGAAAGAUGAAGGAUUGGUACACCAAAACAAAGCACAGAAGUUGAAUCCACUCGACUUAAUCCCAAAGUUUCGUUCCCGAAAAGACUCUCUUUUAAAGCAACCACCGAUUAAUGAGCAAGAACACUUUAUUGAUAAAAUUCCCAAACGCCAACUUUUAGACAAUACUAUUUACUCUGAGGAUUUGAAUGGAGAAGAUCUCCAAAGAUUUGAGUAUUGUGAGAGCUCCAUGAGGCAAUCCAACGUUAUCCCUUCUAGAGACAAGUGUAACUUUCUAGACAGUACUGGGAGGGAGGCAGUUGCUCUAGUCAGCUUCCCUGGCUCGGGUAACACGUGGAUCCGUGGUUUAUUAGAGGAGCUGACAGGAGUUUGCACUGGAGCAGUGUACUGUGACAUCAGUCUACGUGCGGAGGGGUUCAGUGGCGAGUUCGUCCGUAGUGGGUCCGUGUUGGUCGUGAAGACUCAUCGACAUAGCCCUAUUUGGACGGGGACCAAUCUUAGACGGCCAUUAUCUGAAAGUGAAGGAAAGUACGGCUCUGCUGUUUUUGUUGUAAGGAAUCCAUUCAAGGCGUUGGUGGCCGAAUGGAAUCGAAUAGUGGCCAAUGGUUUCAAUUCACACACUGUGUUCUUGGAUACACACGUUAAGCAAGCAGGAGAGGAAUGGUUUGGAGAGAAUAGUCGGUGGGCAGAGUUUGUACAUGGACAAGCUCGGAAGUGGUUUAUCAUGAUCUACAACUGGAUCCACAAGAAUCGACAUCAGCCUCUACUGCUGAUCAAGUACGAGCAACUCAGGAAUAAUAAGGCGCUGGAAAUGCACAAAAUUCUCAAGUUCUUAGACAUAAAGUUCACCAUUGAAGAGGUUCAGACAAGAAUUGAUAAUGGAUUUAGCACGUUUCACAGACGCAAGAACAAUGUGACUUUUGAACACUUCACAAUAGAACAGAAACGAUGGGUCAACAGUGCCAUACUCAAUGCAACAGCUUUAACAGAAACACUUGAUUUCAGGGAAUAUUUAAUCAAUGUCUAGCUAGAAUGUUAUACCUGCAAGUAUCUAUCUAAAUCUAGAGUUACUUUGUUCCUUUUUAGUAGUUCGUUUGUUUUUUGUAUCAUUGACUUUAUGAAGUAGAUUUGUUCAAGUGUGUAA